Molecule: messenger RNA, 959 nt
Organism: Chelonoidis abingdonii (Abingdon island giant tortoise)
Lineage: Eukaryota; Metazoa; Chordata; Testudines; Testudinidae
Source: RefSeq, a predicted model, not a curated record
AUGAAGGGGAUUGGGAUCGGGCAGGAGCUGACAGGAGGGGAGGAGGACGGGAGCUUUCGGCGCAGUGACCGGGACGACUACCAGAAGGAGCUCUACGAGACGGCCAACAGGUACCACUUCCUCCACAGCCUGGCACUGCUGGCCGUCCCCCGCUGCCGCCGUCCCCUGCUGGCUGGCGCGCUGCUCAGCUCCGGGAUGGGACUCUUCUGUGGCCCCCUCUAUUACCACGCCUGGAGCGGAGACCCGACUUUCAACAAAGCGGCCCCCUAUGGGGGCUCCCUCCUGAUCCUCGGCUGGCUGGCGAUGGCUCUCUGACCCGCCCCAGCCCCUCGGGGGCCCCUACCCCCCUCCCUUCCCCAAAGGGGAUCCCCCAACUUUGCCUCCCAGCAUUAUGGCUCAUUGGUGUCCCCCUUCCACCUCCUCCCCAUCACUGGCCACGCCCACCCAGCUGAAUUGUCACUCAAGCCCCGCCUCCUGUGUGUGGGCGUGGCUUUCUCCAGCACUCAUUUCCUGGGUGACAAGAGGGGAGUGUCUGUGCCAAGCGCUGACCAAUCGGAGAGCUGGGCUUUACACUUGCCCAUCACUCAUUGGCUGGGCACAAAGCAGGCCUGGAUCCGCAACCAAUGGCAAAGCAGGAGUCCCUCCUCCCCCAUUGGCUGAGCUGGCGGCCAAUCAGAAGGCUGUCUCCAAGGGGCUGCUGUCAUUGGCCAAGGGAGUUCUUGCCCAGGGACCAACUUUCUAGCCAGUGGGAGCAGAGCUCUUCGUUCAUUGGCUGAUGCUGAGGGGUGGACGGGCACUAGGCUAUGCCUUGUCCUAUCACAGGCUGUCUGGGUUCUGAUUGGCUGCGUGGAGCAGGCGAGUGGGAUUGUCACUUCAUGGAGAAAAUCGAUUGAUUUGAUGAUUUUUUUGGUCAAUUUCUUUUUAACUAACAAAUCAAUAAACGCUAAUUUCUACUCUGA